Molecule: messenger RNA, 1023 nt
Organism: Zymoseptoria tritici IPO323
Lineage: Eukaryota; Fungi; Ascomycota; Dothideomycetes; Mycosphaerellales; Mycosphaerellaceae
Exons: 1
Biological process (GO): double-strand break repair; DNA recombination
Cellular component (GO): nucleus
Molecular function (GO): DNA binding
Source: RefSeq, a predicted model, not a curated record
GACAAUUUCAAACACAUGGUCUUUGAUGCGCUGUCCCUUGGAAGUGUCACAGAUCGCAAGUCACUGGCAUCCACGAGUAUACUCACGUUUGAAGAUGACUACUGUCCUCGGAGUCGGAGCCUAAGAAGCGAAGGCGCCAACAGGCAUCAAACAUCACAAGAUUGACCGUCGGCCGCGCUCGUGCACAAAUCCCCAUUGCACUCGCACCGCCCACUCCACUUUCAUCUCGUUACUGAGAACCAAAGGCCGUCCUCGACCCGCUGUAUUCCACCGCCAGCCGAAGAGGACACGAGCGUCGAGAACCACCACCACAUCAUCUGACAUCCGGCAUAGCGGUAGCUCCAUCCGCACGUCAUGGUCUCAUUGAUACUUCGUGUCCGCCGGCAAGAGAAGCAGGCCCAUCCCGGACACCUUCUGAUACACAUCGACCACAUUGGUCCGAAGCCAUUGGAUCUCAAACUGAUUGGCACAGACCACUCACACCUCUACCACGCUUCGCUGGAGCAAUCCUCCCUCAAAUCUCUUCAGGCCUCGAAUUUCACCGGUGACUUGCAACAAUGGAAGACAACAAUCGCGUACGCUUUCUUGCACCAAACUCCCACUGGACCCUUUCCGGAAUUCCUCAGGGGAGUGGAGCUAGUCGCGAAGAUCACUAGGGUGUCUGAUGAAAAAGGCACGGUCACGAUCACGGUUCGCAGAAAUAUCGGUGGUAUCACCCAGACCCUUGGCAGUCUCGACCUCGAGCAGGACGAUACGCGCGAAGAGGUCGGAUUUGUUGAAUGGGUUGAUGUUGCCGCGGCGACCGCGGACGAUCUUCGUCUUCAGUUAGACCAGUCUCUGGCAUCGUCGUCCGCGCAACAGGACCGGAUCACCCAGCUUACGGCCGAAUUGGACCAGCUCGUCAAGGCAAAGCGUGAGCACGAGGACGAAUUGCUGAGCAAGUUCGCGGCCCUACUCAACACGAAAAAGCUCAAGAUAAGGGAUCAGCAGCGGCUACUUUCCCGCGCCAACGUGAAUGCGGAG